Molecule: messenger RNA, 531 nt
Organism: Mangifera indica (mango)
Lineage: Eukaryota; Viridiplantae; Streptophyta; Magnoliopsida; Sapindales; Anacardiaceae
Exons: 1
Coding region: 1-531 (176 amino acids)
Source: RefSeq, a predicted model, not a curated record
AUGGCAGUUCGAGAUCCUCAAUCUGGAAACACUUUUGUAUGGCUCGUCUCUUUCGCUUUGUUUCUUUGUAUAGCCGCCGGGGGCGGCUUCCUCGUAAUGUACAUGAUCCUCCCUGAAUCCAAUUCCACAUCAUGGCUGGCCAUUGCAGGUGUCACCCUCGUUUGUCUCCCUUGGCUAUUCUGGUUUGUAACUUGCAUGUAUCGAAUCUUUUCGCGGGUUUUCGGAUUCAGGAUGGUCGUUGGAUUUGGUUGUGAUGGUGGCGGUGGUGGGGGCGGUAGCAGAGGCGGAGAGAAUCGUAAUCUUUCAAAUUCUUAUAGCACAGGAUCAAAAGGGAACAAUAACGAUUCUCCAACAGCGCCGACAGAAGCUCCCUCCGUCGAGGUUGAAUACGAAGGCGAUGGCACUGAAAAUCAUAACGGCGAAGGAAGGAGAGAUAAUAAAGUGGAAAAUAAACAAACUCCUUCAUCUUCAAACAAUUCAAUCGCCUCUCGGGAGAGUGAAAUCCCAUUGACCUCGUCCCUUCCGUCAUAA